AUGAAGCCCUUCUCAAGUGCAGUGCUGGCUAAACGCACUUACCGUGAAGUCAAACUGCUGAAGCAUCUCCGCCACGAGAAUGUGAUUUCACUGUCUGAUAUUUUCAUUUCGCCAUCAGAAGACAUCUAUUUCGUCACUGAACUGCUAGGAACCGACCUGCACCAGCUCAUCACCUCACGUCCUCUGGAGAAAAAGUUCGUCAAGUACUUUUUGUACCAGAUUAUGCGUGCUCUCAAGUACGUGCACUCGGCAAACGUGGUCCACCGUGACUUGAAACCCUCUAACAUUCUAAUCAAUGAAAACUGCGACCUCAAGAUUUGCGAUUUCGGCCUUGCCCGUACUCAAGACCCGCAAAUGACCGGUUACGUUUCCACCCGCCACUACAGAGCCCCCGAAAUCAUGCUCUCGUGGCAAAAGUACGACACCGAAGUAGACAUCUGGUCUGCUGGCUGUAUUUUAGCUGAAAUGAUCCAAGGAAAGCCGCUUUUCCCUGGACAGGAUCAUAUACAUCAGUUCUCCAUCAUCACAGAGCUUUUGGGAACUCCUCCGGACGAGGUAAUUAAUACUAUUGGCUCUGAAAAUACCUUGAGAUUCGUGCGCUCACUGCCCAAACGUGAGCGUCAGCCUCUUGUUUCUAAAUUCGUCGAUUCCGAAAGUGAGGUCGUCGAUCUCAUGGAACAUAUGCUGGUGUUUGAUCCUCGCCAGCGUAUCACCGCCGCUGAAUCCCUGGUCCACCCAUACUUGCUACCAUAUCAUGAACCAGACGAUGAGCCGGUCGCUGAUGAACCUUUCGACUGGUCAUUCAACGGAGCCGACCUCCCCAUCGAAACCUGGAAGGUUAUGAUUUACUCUGAAAUUCUCGACUAUCAUCACGUGGUUCCCGUAGAAGAAGAAGCUGAAAUGGAGCCUCAAACGCAAACCUUCUCUCCAACUACACAGCAAUUUUAA
Messenger RNA from Wickerhamiella sorbophila, 948 nucleotides. Its product is annotated as Mitogen-activated protein kinase HOG1. NCBI's taxonomy places the organism in Eukaryota, Fungi, Ascomycota, Dipodascomycetes, Dipodascales, Trichomonascaceae. The transcript has a single exon. Bases 1 to 948 code for a protein of 315 amino acids. Gene Ontology annotation, molecular function: ATP binding; MAP kinase activity. The record is from RefSeq and is a predicted model, not a curated record. Gene Ontology annotation, biological process: osmosensory signaling pathway; cellular response to oxidative stress; stress-activated MAPK cascade. Gene Ontology annotation, cellular component: nucleus; cytoplasm.